ACGUCCUGAGGGUGCCCCUGAGGAUCCACGACAACCUGAGCACAGACACACUGUCAAUUUCUCAGAAGAAAGACAUGCCCAAGAAAAAAAAUAGUACAGGCUUUGGGGUCAGGAGAGCCAUGUUUAAAUCAAGUUUCAGCAAUCCAAUAGCUGCAUGUCCUUGUGAGCAUGUUUUUGAACACGUUAACCCCGAAGUUCUAUGUGGCCCUGACAGGCACUUCCUCACUAAUAUCAGGACUUAUUUUGAUAUUUGAAUGGUGGUAUUUUCGCAAGUAUGGAACGUCUUUCAUUGAACAAGUCUCAGUAAGCCACUUGCGCCCCCUGCUGGGAGGGGUUGACAACAACUCUUCCAAUAAUUCUAAUUCCAGUAAUGGUGACUCAGAUUCCAACAGGCAAAGUGUCUCAGAGUGCAAAGUAUGGCGAAAUCCACUAAAUUUGUUUAGGGGUGCUGAAUACAAUCGGUACACUUGGGUCACAGGACGAGAGCCCCUGACGUACUAUGACAUGAACCUCUCCGCCCAGGAUCACCAGACAUUCUUUACUUGUGAUUCGGACCAUCUUCGGCCUGCAGAUGCAAUAAUGCAGAAAGCUUGGAGAGAGAGGAACCCUCAAGCCAGGAUUUCUGCAGCUCAUGAAGCCUUGGAGAUAAAUGAAAUUAGGUCCAGAGUUGAAGUUCCCCUAAUUGCUUCCUCUACCAUCUGGGAGAUAAAAUUGUUACCAAAGUGUGCAACUGCUUACAUUCUCUUGGCCGAAGAAGAAGCAACAACUAUUGCUGAAGCAGAAAAACUCUUCAAGCAGGCCCUGAAGGCUGGAGAUGGUUGUUACCGGCGUUCUCAGCAGCUACAACAUCACGGCUCCCAGUAUGAAGCUCAACACAGAAGAGACACCAAUGUCUUGGUCUAUAUCAAAAGAAGGCUGGCAAUGUGUGCCCGAAGACUUGGGAGGACCAGAGAAGCAGUGAAAAUGAUGAGAGAUUUAAUGAAGGAGUUCCCCCUCCUAAGCAUGUUCAAUAUCCAUGAAAACCUUCUAGAAGCCCUUCUGGAACUCCAAGCUUAUGCUGAUGUUCAGGCAGUCUUAGCAAAGUAUGAUGAUAUAAGCUUACCAAAGUCGGCAACAAUAUGCUACACAGCAGCCCUGCUCAAAGCAAGAGCUGUCUCGGACAAAUUCUCUCCGGAGGCUGCAUCUCGGCGGGGGCUGAGCACAGCAGAGAUGAAUGCAGUAGAGGCCAUUCACAGAGCUGUGGAAUUUAAUCCGCACGUGCCAAAAUAUCUACUAGAAAUGAAAAGCUUAAUCCUCCCACCAGAGCACAUCCUGAAGAGAGGAGACAGUGAAGCAAUAGCAUAUGCAUUCUUUCAUCUUGCACACUGGAAGAGGGUAGAAGGAGCUUUGAAUCUCUUGCAUUGUACAUGGGAAGGCACUUUCCGGAUGAUCCCAUAUCCCCUGGAGAAGGGACACCUAUUUUAUCCAUACCCAAUCUGUACGGAGACAGCAGACCGGGAGCUGCUUCCCUCUUUCCAUGAAGUCUCAGUUUACCCAAAGAAGGAACUUCCCUUCUUCAUCCUCUUCACCGCUGGAUUAUGUUCCUUCACAGCCAUGCUAGCCCUCCUGACACAUCAGUUCCCGGAACUUAUGGGGGUCUUCGCAAAAGCUUUCCUCAGCACUUUGUUUGCCCCCUUGAACUUUGUGAUGGAGAAAGUGGAAAGCAUCCUUCCCUCCAGUUUGUGGCAUCAGCUGACAAGGAUCUGAGAGAGCCUCCCAUCCUUCACUCUCCUCACCAUCCGCCACCUCUUCCGUGCCAACCUCUCUUGGACCACAAGAACGCAUGACUUUGAAAAAGGGAAACCAUUCUGAGAUUUUAAACUGUUCAUGGACUAUCAGUUCCUUAUUAAAAGCUGGUUUUGGUGUACAAAAUUUAUUGAUGUUCAGUUCUAUUUUAUUUUGCCUUCAAAACUGAUGAAAACAUAAAAAAAUAAACUUUUGUGUAUUGCAACAA
Molecule: messenger RNA, 1993 nt
Organism: Psammomys obesus (fat sand rat)
Lineage: Eukaryota; Metazoa; Chordata; Mammalia; Rodentia; Muridae
Gene: St7
Product: suppression of tumorigenicity 7
Exons: 17
Coding region: 169-1746 (525 amino acids)
Source: RefSeq, a predicted model, not a curated record